Delphinapterus leucas (beluga whale) is the source of this 1998-nucleotide messenger RNA. It is a transcript of the gene SYNC, whose product is annotated as syncoilin, intermediate filament protein. The record is from RefSeq and is a predicted model, not a curated record. Gene Ontology annotation, cellular component: sarcolemma; cytosol; intermediate filament. Lineage: Eukaryota; Metazoa; Chordata; Mammalia; Artiodactyla; Monodontidae. Gene Ontology annotation, biological process: intermediate filament-based process.
ACGGGCGCGGGCUGCCCGGGGGGCCACAGCUAUUAAUACCGCGGCCGCCCAGCCCGGGUCGCGCAGCCAUGGCCAGCCCGGAGCCCCGGCGCGGCGGGGACGGCGCCGCCAAGGCCGCGAGGAAUACAAGAGCAGAGGCCACUUCUCUGCAAGAGGAGAACUCUGAAUCCCCGUAUGAGGUGGGGACCUGGAACCCAGAAGUUACUCUGUCUUUGGAAGGGACCUUGAACUUAGAGGAUAUUCUCUACCCGGGGGACACAGGUAACUUUGAUGUGGCUAUGUAUGUGGAAGAAACCGAGAAGCCUGAGGAGACGCUGCAUAUUGAGGAGACCAGGACGCCUGAUGAGGCCCUGUAUGUGGAGGAGCCAGGAAAGCCAGAGGAGAUGCUAUAUGUGGAAGAGCCCGUGAAGCCGGGGAAGACUACAAGCCCAGAGCAGAUGGUUUAUGGGGGAGAGACAGUCCCGAGUGAGGAGAAACCUAACCCCGAGGAGAGCCUCAGAGCUGGGCCGAGUCCCAGCACAGAGGGGAGGCUGAGCACAGAGGACCUGGAAUUGCUGGAGGGGCGUUUCCAGCAGUGUGUCCAAGCCGUGGCCCAGCUGGAAGAGGAGAGGGAUCAGCUCAUCCAUGAGCUUGUGUUGCUCCGGGAACCAGCCCUGCAGGAGGUGCAACGGGUCCACCACGACAUCCUGGCUGCCUACAAACUGCACGCCCAGGCAGAGCUGGAGAGGGAUGGGCUGAGGGAGGAGAUCCGACUGGUCAAGCAGAAGCUGUUCAAGGUGACGAAGGAAUGUGUGUCCUACCAAUAUCAGCUGGAGUGCAGCCGGCAGGACGUGGCCCAGUUUGCCGAGUUCCGGGAAGUGCUGACCGCCCGGGCAGCCCAGCUCUCGGAGGAAUUAGCCCAGCUUCGGGAUGCCUAUCAGAAGCAAAAGGAGCAGUUACGGCAACAACUAGAAGCACCUCCAAGCCAGAGGGAUGGGCACUUUCUCCAGGAGAGCCGGCAGCUCUCUGCCCAGUUCGAGAACCUCAUGGCAGAGAGCCGCCAGGGCCUGGAGCAGGAGUAUGAGCCUCAGCUGCUGCGGCUCCUAGAGAAGAAAGAAGCUGCGGCCAAAGCUCUGCAGAAAAUCCAGGCCGAGAUCCAGGAGAUGAAGGAGGCUCUGCGACCCCUGCAAGCAGAGGCCCUUCAGCUCCAGCUACAAAACAGGAAUCUGGAGGACCAGACCACCCUUGUGAGGCAAAAACGAGACGAGGAUGUGCAGCAGUACAGGGAACAGCUGGAGGAAAUGGAAGAACAACAGAGGCAGCUAAGAAGCGGGGUGCAACUCCAGCAACAGAGGAACAAAGAGAUGGAGCAGCUAAAGAUCAGCCUUGCUGAAGAGCUCUCAACGUACAAGGGCUGUUUAGAAACAUAUGGCCGAAUCUGUAACCAAGACACAACAAAAAAAACUUCUUAGCAAAGGAUCACUGAGUACCCUUUGGACAUACUUUUUUCUAAACAGAGAAGGGAGUGCCAGGGAUUUGGCAAGCAGUUCACUCUGGGAAAGUUACAAAUACUGGCUGACCUGUUUAAAAAGAUUCUAGGGCUGGCUGGAGGCAGAAUACUAUCAGUCAACUCUUAGCUGGAUUCUAUUUCAUAGGCUGCUGGUACUGAUUUCAAUGCACUGAGAAAUGGAAAAAUAAGUCUCCUGUAACCCAUCAGCAACCCUCCACACGCACAAAGUAAAGGAAGAAUGUAUGGACACACCUUGCUGUAUUGUGAAGAAUGUAUCUUACCUUCUGUUGACCCAAAGCAGAAAGUUUUUCAGACACACAGGUGGAGUCAAAAAGGCAGACGAUUUUCCUUAUAUUCAAGUUGACCCCUGAACAAUGUGGCGGUUAAUCUGCACAUAACUUAGUUGGCCCUCGGUAUCUGAGGUUCCUCCACAUCCACGGACUCAACCAACCACUGCAGGUAUUUACUAUUGAAAAGUAUGUUGUAAGUGGACCUAUGCAGUUCAAACC